UUGCAGAUAGAAGCUAAAUGGCGACUACAACGCGUCUCAACAACCAUUUCGUACAUCGAAUCAGCAGCACUGACCCGAAAAAGCCACGUAGGAUGAGCCUUGUCCCUCGAGUCUGUCUGACCUGUCGAUAGACCACCGCCAAGCAAAGUGAGGAUUAUGGAAUACGAAGAUUUUGCGGCGAACUCAACGUUAUCCGAGAACAACGCAACGUCUAUCGUUGAAUCGCCAGAGCAGGAAUGGACCAGCUCGUUUCUGCUGUUUUUCAAAGCCUCCAUUAUGGGUACCAUAAUAAUAGCUUCGAUAUUCGGCAACCUGCUUGUGAUCGUGUCUGUGAUGCGACAUAGGAAACUAAGGAUAAUCACCAACUACUACGUCAUCUCCCUAGCGCUGGCCGACAUGUUGGUGGCGAUGUUCGCCAUGACGUUCAACGCUAGCGUGCAGAUAUACGAAAGGUGGUUGUUCGGGUAUUUUAUGUGUGACGUGUGGAAUUCCCUGGACGUGUACUUCUCAACGUCAUCAAUCCUCCAUCUUUGCUGUAUCAGCGUUGACAGAUACUACGCCAUAGUGAAACCGUUGAAGUACACCCUCACCAUGACGAAGAAAGUUGUGGCACUGAUGAUACUCAACACGUGGAUCAGUCCCGCUAUCAUCAGUUUCCUUCCGAUAUUCAAAGGAUGGUACACCACGGACGAGCACGAAAAAUUCCGGGAAAACCAUCGCGAUCUCUGCGAAUUCGUGGUAAACAAACCGUAUGCCGUUAUCAGUAGCAGCAUUUCAUUCUGGAUACCGUGCACCAUAAUGAUCUUCAUGUACUUGGCCAUCUUCAGGGAGGCUAACAAGCAAGAGAAAGAAAUGUACAAUCGACAUGGAGCUGCUCUGCUGCUGCACCAAAAUAACACCAAUGGGGACAUGCUCUCUAACUCAGGGGGCUCGUCGAAGACGUUGACCCUGCACGAGGUGAACCAAGAGCUGCACCAACACACUCCGACUAAGCAGAGCAACAUUUCGAAGAUGAAACGCGAGCACAAGGCGGCUCGUACUCUCGGGAUCAUCAUGGGUACCUUCAUCGUGUGUUGGCUGCCGUUUUUCCUUUGGUAUGACACAGUCUACCUUUGCGACACCUGCCGGGAGAACUGUCCCCCAGAAGUGGUGGCCGUCGUGUUUUGGAUCGGGUAUUUCAACUCGACACUGAACCCCAUCAUCUACGCGUACUUCAAUCGUGACUUCAGAGAAGCGUUCAAGAACACGCUGCAGUGCGCGUUUUGCAGUCUUUGCAGAAGACCGCCAUCCAAUCUGGACUACGAUGCACGGAGGCCCUCGAUACGAUACGAGGACCGAACGCGUAGCGUCUACUCCGAAACCUACCUGAAACACGUGGACAGGCGGUGUUCGGAGUUCGGGUCCAGCCUCUGAGUGGAUCUCACUAGUAGCCGGUUGACCACCACUAGCUUUUAGGUGGCGGAUACGGCUACUAGUGACCCACACACCUUGAUGGACUAUCUUUUUCGGAAAACUACGAUUCUGUCAUCAAUUAUUAGCUUCCUAUCCACACCGUUAUACAAUUAAAAAAAUCCAACGUCAAGAACAAGAUUCAGCAGUCAUAUUAAAACUUUUUCAAAAUAUGGUGAAAGCGCAAGCAAUUCCUGUGUCUAUACGAAAAUAUGGUGAAGGAGACGCUACGUUUUUAAUUUAUGCGGAAAGUUUUGUCAUUUAUAACAAUGAAUUGUAGAUAAAUAAAGAUGUGUAUUAUUAUUAUUUAUAAAGAAACGGCGUCUUUCAAAAUAAUUUUCAUUACUGAAUUUACUCCACUCAUUUGAAAUUACGUAUGCAUAAUAGUCUAAUCAUAUUAGCAAAGUUCCGGGAAAUACUUAUAGUCUGGUUUUAUUGGUGCAAGUUGUUCAAGGGGUUCCUAAAGCAUGGGCGCGGAAAAUGGGCACACUAAUUUUUAUGGGAAAACUUUUUAUACGACAACAAAUAAUGAGAAAACAUGUUUUUUGAAGUUCAAUCGAAACUGUUGACAGGAACGAAAAAACUUUCCUCAUAAGAUUUUUAGGUAUUUGUGAGAUCUACAAAAUGAGAUCACACGUAGAAAGAUCCGACUAAUAGCAAAAAUGUUAUGGCCGAAAAACGAGGCAAAAUGCAGGUUUUGGCACUUGGUAAUGCGACGAUGGUUUCUCCCAAAAACCACGUUUUCUCAUUCUUUGUUGUCGAGUAAAAAGUUUUCCAUCACGAAUCGGUGUACCAAUUUUAUGCGUCCAUUUUUAAAUACCCCCUUGAACUACUUGCAGCAAUAAAACCAAGCUUUACAAUUAUUUCGAAAACAAAGGGUAUUUUCGUCUAAUGUGAUUAGACUAUCAUGUUCAACAAUGAAAUACGUUUUUCUUCAAUUGAUGACAGAAUCGUAGAUUUCGAAAAAUACUUUUACUUAAAUUAUGGUGCUGUUUUUUGUACACUCUAGUGUAAGUAUUUCAAUCUCUUUUUUAAGGCUAGCGAUGACUCAAAAGUGUAUAAAGUUAGAUGUGUAAGUGUACAUACGUAUAGAUAUUUGCCAAAAAAAAAAAGUUACUUUAAAUGAGUGAUACUUUGACAUUAACAUACAAUAAGUUUUGAAGUAUUAAUUAUGCGUAUUUCUGAUGCGAUCAUCUUAAAACUUUACAAGAAAAUAAUAUUUUUGACAAUCUAGACAAAAUUGGAAGCUAUCAAGAAACACAUAGUGUUUUACAAAUUGCCAGUUGCAACUUCAGAAAGAAUAUGUACGAUAUUCAAAAAUAUAAUUCAGAACAGAAAAAUAGUCAGAAAUAUGCAUAAAUGCAAAUGUAUUUCGUUUUUCGAAAAUACCGGAUAUAUGCAAGUUAACUUUGCUCUUUGAACAAUGGCUUGGCGGAUUUUUGGCAGUUUCUAAAUCAAUAAAAUAUGUUUCUCAUCGUAAUUUAUGAUGAGCUUAUGAAUAUAAAUGUUGAAAACACUGUUCUUAAGAAGUUUUUUCUUUUAUCUCUGCAGUUUAAGGCAAAAUUUCAAAUAUAGAAAACUAAUAUAUAUAAUAUUACUUGUUUGAAUGCUUGAUGCCUAAAAGCCAAAGCCGUUAGAAAAUAUACAAUCUGUAUACAUAAGGAAGUGUUCUGCAUAAAAGACUGAGGAGAAAAGUUAACCAGCAAAUUAUUCAAUACGAAAAAUGAUACAGAAGUGGAUAUUUUGACUACAUACAAAACGUAUAGCAAUUACUGCAUUUAAAAAAAUAUACAUUUUGUGUAGCUGGAUCUUCACAUACAGCUGAACGAAAAUAUUAAAGAGAGGAUAUUAUUUGAAAUACUCUAUGUACUUACUUAUAUACUAAGUGACAUAUAAAUCCGAAUACCCAGUUUAAAUGGUUUUGUUUUAAUAAAAUUUUGUAUAAGUACUUAAUGAAGC
Messenger RNA from Acanthoscelides obtectus, 3408 nucleotides. Lineage: Eukaryota; Metazoa; Arthropoda; Insecta; Coleoptera; Chrysomelidae. The record is from the annotation of a GenBank genome assembly.